AUGAUAUCUGUGGGUAGUAGAGAUGGAAGGAAGAGAGUAGGCUUGGGAUUAGAGAUGGAAGAGACUGAGCUUGAAGAAGGAGAGGCUCUGAGCUGUAACAAUGAAGCUCAAGAUUCCACCAUUGACCCUGAUAUUGCUCUCUCUUACAUUGGGGAGAAACUACAGAACGUAUUGGGGCAUUUCCAGAAAGAUUUUGAAGGUGGUGUUUCAGCUGAGAAUUUGGGAGCGAAAUUUGGUGGCUACGGUUCCUUUUUGCCUACUUAUCAGAGGUCGCCAUCUUGGUCUCAUACGAAAAGUCCAGCAGAAGCUCAUCAUAAUCAUGACCCACCAAGAUCCCCAAAAAGGUUACAAGUCGAGGAGCAAAGGCGAAACCCACAUGCUUCAUCAAGUGCUUCUCCGUUGGGAAGGCCCCGUGUUGCUUCAGGAAAAGCUGCAUCAAUUGGAAGUUCCACAAAAGAUAAUAACAGCCAUUUACAAUCUAGACCUGCUGAAGAAUCCGGCUUAAGAAGUGGAAAUGUUAAGAAGUCUGUAAAUCCUUCUGAUCAGAGAACCCUGAAGGUCCGGAUUAAAGUUGGAUCUGAAAAUUUGCCGACCCAAAAAAAUGCUGAAAUAUAUAGUGGUCUCGGUCUUGUAGUGUCUCCAUCAUCCUCGUUGGAUGACAGUCCUACAACAAGUGAAAGAGAAUUUGGUAAACUCACGGAGGCACCAGAGGCAUCACCCACCAGUAUUCUACAGAUCAUGACAACCUUUCCCGGUGAAUCACUUUUGUCACCUCUUUCAGAAGAUCUGACGUGUCUGACAGAAAAAAAGAAGCCUAGAGGGAAGUUCGAAACUAAAACAGUGGACAAGGCAGGCGUAGAAAGUUUUGGGAUGUUGGAAAAUGGGUCACAUUUCAGUAAGUGCAAUCAGAAAAAGGCGAAGUUGUCCGAGAAGUGUGAUGUUUCCUCUGUGGAAUUGACGAAUCAUAAAAAAUAUGGUAAUAUGGAUCACGGUAAAGGUUCUUUUGUGAAGAAGGAAAAAGAAACAGAGAUCGACACUUUGGGAUGUGAGGAUCUUGUUUCUAAUGCUUUGAAACUUCCACUUCUAUCGGAUUCUCAGAAUAACCUUUUUGAACCUGGCAAGGUAGAAACAUUCUCUUCAUUAGUGAAAGAUAAUUUGGAUAAUGAAUCUUCCCAAGCUAUUGAUGGAGUUGAGAAUUCGAGCGGAAAGCUGAGUGCAUCGGGCAAAACUUCUGAAUCUAAAAGAGGAAUCCUUGUCAGUAACAAUGCAGUUUGCCCUUCUGUUGACCAGUCCGAGUCAAUCGUCUUUAAGGGAAGAGAAAGUGAGGAAGGUUUAAAACCAGCUGUUACGAAACCAUCCACUGGGGGCAAGAAAAAACAAAAAGUGGCUUACAGUACUGGCGCUCAAGGGGCAUCUUCGUCUAAAAUUGAUUCGCGUGAUCUCCAAAAGGAUCAUAAAAAACCCAGGGACAGAUAUAAGGACUUUUUCGGGGACGUCGAAUUUGAAGAUGAGGAUAAUGAGUCGAUUUCAGGCGAAAUAAAAUCCCCAGCAUGGUUGAAAAAUCCUCCAGUUGAUGGGAAAAGAGGUUCAAGUGAUGAUCCCAUGUCGAAAGAGAAAAAUGACAUAAAUAUUUCUCAAAAGCCGCCACCACAAGUCCCGGGGAACUGUCUCGGGCCUGCUUCUCAGUCGGCCCCUCCGAAUGGAAAUGGGCUGAGUUCCGAAGCUCCAGCUGGAAGUGUUCCUUUGGUGCAGGAGGAUUGGGUCGAGUGCGAUAAGUGUCAAAAGUGGAGACUCCUACCACUUGGAACAAACGUUUCGAGUCUUCCCGAUAAAUGGAUUUGUCGGAUGCUUACCUGGCUGCCUGGAAUGAAUAGAUGCAGCAUCCCUCAGGAGGAGACAACUAAUGCUUUAAGAACCCUUUACAAUCCCGCUGCUUUAAUUCCGGGCCCUACUUCCGAGUCCCAACACAGUCAGCUUAAUAAUAACUCUGCUGUGAAUUCUAUGCAAAUUGGAAAGGCAGAUGCUAGGUAUCCAGUUCAGGAGAACCAAAAUCGUGUUUCUCAAACCAUGAUCCUCAACGGGAAGAAGAAACACGGAACAGUGAAGGCAGCAAGUUCAAACGAUCUAGAUGGUUCCACUUAUUCUUCAAAUUCACGCAAGAAGAGCCUUGGAACAUCUAGUAAGACAAGUAAAUUGAACAGCGGAAAGAAUUCACCGGUCGAGAAGUACGGUGAUCAUAAGAAAGAAAAGCCAUCACUUUCCAACUCCUCUGAUAGAGGUACAAACUUAAAAAUAAGGAGCAAGCGAGAGGCCGAUAUGGAAGGUUCUAGAGCUUCUAAGAGAAUAAAAAAUGAGGAAUUGUCUCUCGAAGACGAGUAUUGGACUUCUGACAAUGGUGGUAGUUCCUUAAAAGCAGGUCGUAUGUCUACCAGUUUAUCGAAUAAUACAUUAGGGAAUGAUAAGCGUAAAUAUAACAGCCAGACAGAUUUAAGUGAAGCCAAAAAGGAUAUGGUUCCUGGCGUAAUUGCAGAUACACACGUUCCAGGUUCCUCAGUCAAUGGUUUGCCCUUUCCAGAAAAAUGUGAUGAAAAGGAUUCUAUCAGAAAGCGGAAAGCAAAAGAACAAAAUGACCAACGGAAAGAAAAGAAAGCUAGAGUUUCAAAGUCUGGGGGGAAAGACAGCAAUGGAAGCAAAGCCACUGUAGAAACUGGGAGAAGAAGUUGGAGUCACAAAGACGAUCGUGACGGGCAAUUGUCAAAGAAUGCCCAGGCAGCAGAUUUUUUGAAAAGUGAUAUGGGUUCUGUAAAUCCUACAGUUGCUGCUAAUUCCAGCUCGUCUAUGGUAUCCGGCUCGCAUAAGAACAAAUCUAUUGGCCAGGAAGUUAGAAGUUCCCCUGUUGAAUCAGUGUCUUCAUCUCCUUUAAGAUAUCCUAACACUGAUAAAGUCGAGUCAAAUAAAAAUAAGGAGAUGAAAAAAGAUGGAGAGCUUUCUGGUGAAGAUGAAAGAGGAGGAAUGGUGAAAAAUGAUGAAAUUCUCAAUGUCAACAAUCCUGUUACCGACGUGCAUGCUGAUACAUAUGCAAGCAUAAAAAAUUCUUCCGAGCAAUACAAGGUCGAAGAAAAGGCGAGUUCACAGAAAAAAAAAUAUGGGAAGGGAUUGUCUUCACAUUUGAAAGACAAGGCUCGUGCUUCUGGAUCGGACUUGGGUAAAAUUCAAAAUUCUUCGCAUGAGUCUUUGCAUCGGGAACAUGUGUAUGAAGAGAGACCUAAGAGUAGGAAAAAUAAAAGCGAUGAUAAAUCUGGGACUCCAAGUAAAGGUGAGAAGUUUAUUGGAAAACAUGAAAUCGCGGGAGGAACUCUAAGUGAGAGCAGUAAAGGGCAAAAUCAAAAGAAGUUUGUCCAUGAGGAAAAGGAUAUCAUCAAAAAUCAGGAUAAGAAGCAUAAUGUUCAUCAGGAGCAAGCUCACGAGAAAUUACCCAGGAAAAGCAACCAGGCAGAGGCCAAUGGGAAUGGGAAAUCACACUCGCUUCCACCCUUAGCAAGAAUUUCGACUGAGCCUCUUUCUGGAGCUCAGAAAGAAAAUGGCGUGAAAAACUCGGCCCUAGAUUUAGAUAAUGGUGAAGGGCAAAAGGCACCAAAUCAGAGAAUGAAAGCUGAGAAUUCGAAUGGCCAGCCCAUGAGGCAUUCUACUCCCAAUUCUCAUAAAGUUCGCGAUAUUGAUGCUCCAAGUCCUCUUCGAAGGGAUUCGUCCAGUCACGCAGCUAACAGUGCUUUAAAAGAGGCAAAGGACCUCAAACACUUGGCUGAUCGUCUUAAGAAUACUGGAUCCACUGAAACUAUUGGAUUUUACUUCCAAGCUGCGCUCAAGUUUCUCCAUGGAGCCUCUUUGUUGGAAAAUGGAAGCAAUGAAGCUACGAAGCAUAACGAUUUAAUGCACUCAAUGCAUAUAUAUAGCAGCACUGCCAAACUAUGCGAGUUUUGUGCCCAUGAAUACGAAAGGUCAAAGGACAUGGCUGCUGCUUCUUUGGCUUAUAAAUGCAUGGAGGUUGCUUACUUGCGUGUGGUUUAUUCUUCACAUAACAGUGCAAGUAGGGAUCGGAAUGAGUUGCAAACGGCUCUACAAAUUGUUGCUCCUGGUGAAUCUCCUUCUUCCUCUGCAUCUGAUGUUGAUAACUUGAACCACCAAAUAACUACUGACAAGGCUGCCCUUCCCAAAGCUGUGGGUUCCCCUCAAGUUUCUGGAAGCCAUAUCAUCACUUCACGCAAUCGUUCUGGUUUUUUGCGUAUACUGAAUUUCGCUCAGGAUGUUAACUUUGCAAUGGAAGCCUCAAGGAAAUCAAGAACUGCAUUCACAGCCGCUACUGCAAAACUCGGUGAAUCGUCGAAUAAAGAGAGCCUCAAUUCACUGAAAAAGGCCCUGGAUUUUAAUUUUCAGGAUGUUGAGGAAUUAUUACGGCUUGUUCGGUUUGCAAUGGAAGCCAUCAACCGUUGA
Messenger RNA from Striga hermonthica, 4491 nucleotides. Lineage: Eukaryota; Viridiplantae; Streptophyta; Magnoliopsida; Lamiales; Orobanchaceae. The record is from the annotation of a GenBank genome assembly.